Molecule: messenger RNA, 770 nt
Organism: Mesitornis unicolor (brown roatelo)
Lineage: Eukaryota; Metazoa; Chordata; Aves; Mesitornithiformes; Mesitornithidae
Product: CD44 antigen-like
Exons: 5
Biological process (GO): inflammatory response; positive regulation of ERK1 and ERK2 cascade; cell adhesion
Cellular component (GO): macrophage migration inhibitory factor receptor complex; plasma membrane; basolateral plasma membrane
Molecular function (GO): hyaluronic acid binding; cytokine receptor activity
Source: RefSeq, a predicted model, not a curated record
CUGUUGCCUCUCCUGAUGGUGCCCACCAUGAAGAUGCAACUCAGCCACCUCUGCCUUCAAAUAAUGAACCAGGACAGGGCACUGAAGUCAUCAGACAUCCCACAGACGCCCCUGGGAAUGGGGUCUUCCACAGGACCACAGCUACUGAUCAUGCCAUCGUCAUGGCAGUCACAGAGUCCAUGGAUGAUGUUAACCAAGAGAAAGCAACCAAGGAGCCACUGGCGCCUGGCACUCCACCUGGAAGUGAAAGUGAACAAGCAAACACCACAGAUGUUUCUCAUGUCAAUUGGACACCUGGAAUUUUUCCAUACAAUGAAGAUCUUAGCCAAUUGCAGACCCCUCUUCCUACUAGACCUACCUCCAGUAUAUAUGGUAAACAAGGACCACACAAAGGACAUUAUGAAUCCACUACUUUCCCUGGAGAGACCACAAUGACAACAAUAGUUUCACAACGAAGGUCGGCCCAGGUACCGGAAUGGCUGAUCAUAGUUUGUGCUCUUGUGGCACUUGUGUUGAUUCUUGCAGUGUGCAUUGCCGUUAACAGUCGGAGAAGAUGUGGUCAGAAGAAAAAACUAGUAAUUAACAAUGGCAAAGGGGCAGUGGAGGACAGGAAGACAAGUGGAUUAAAUGGAGAUGCCAGCAAAUCACAAGAAAUGGUGCACUUGGUUCAUAAAGAACAGUCAAGUGACCGAACAGGAGCAUGUGACGAAUUCCUGACGGUUAAUGAAACACAAAAUCAUCAGGAGCUUGACAUGAAGAGUGGAGUGUAA